GUUUCAGUAUUUGCUCCCAAAAUUUACAAACUCAAUCUUUCUCAACGCCUUAACCAUUCCUACUUGCACCACUGACCAAUAUUAUCCUCAAUAAGUCAGGAUGGGCUAUCUGAAAACUACUUACGACUAUUUCGAUCUCAAUGCACCUUUCACCCCCCUCCCGAAAUAUGGUCAUCUUACCAAAAAGACCCCCGAGUAUGAACAAGCAGAACCUUUCAUCCGAGAGGCAUAUGGGGCUCUUCAAUCCCUUCCCGACUUUCCCAGUGUCCGCGCAGCCGCUGGUGAUGCAGAUGCAGUGAUACCGCCGGGCGGACCUGAUCGCUACAAAGAUGUUAUCACAGAACUGAUCGACAUUCCUACUCGUGAUGGUACCAUGGUUGAGCUUAAGGUGUACAAGUCGCCUAAUGCUAAGGCAAACGCUGUUUUGAUGUAUCGAAUGCAUGGUGGCGGAUGGUGUGUUGGGCGACAUGAGGUCGAUGGCAUCGAUAACGUCUACGCUGCCUCAAACCCCAGUAUUGUUGUUGUUAGUGUCGAUUACAGGAAGGCACCAGAGCAUCCCUUCCCAACACCAAUUAAUGAUUGCUAUGACGGGCUCAUCUGGUGUAAAAAGAACGCAGGCGGGCUAGGCAUCGAUCCUGAGAGGAUUAUACUCAGCGGAGGUUCCGCCGGCGGUCAACUGGCCGCUUCUCUAGCUCUAGACUGCCUCAAAGACGGUGUAACCGGUCUCAUCGCUCAAGUGCUGCACUUCCCAUCAACAUGCCAUCCCAAAUUCUUUCCCCAGGAUAAAUACGAAUACGGCAGCUACAUCCAGAACUACGACGACGCUGUCUUGAACACAAUAAGCAUGGAGACUGUCUUCGAUGCUCAUGCUCCUGAUGCAAAGCCGGACCACAGGCACUCGCCUCUCCUUGCGAAAUCAUUCAAGGGCCUUCCCCCAACGCUGAUUCAAUGCGGUGGAGCUGACCCCCUUCGAGAUGAUUCAUUCGCCUACGCUGAAGCUCUCAAAGAGGAUGGUGUUGACGUCGAGAUUUACUGCUAUGCUGGGCUGCCACAUUGGUUUGCUGCUAUUCUUCCCCAAACCUCGCAAAGCGUUCAGUUUUAUGAGAGAUACAGCACCUUCUUGGUAAAGCAUGCAGGAAAGUGA
Molecule: messenger RNA, 1144 nt
Organism: Fusarium redolens
Lineage: Eukaryota; Fungi; Ascomycota; Sordariomycetes; Hypocreales; Nectriaceae
Product: Alpha/Beta hydrolase protein
Exons: 6
Coding region: 101-1144 (347 amino acids)
Molecular function (GO): hydrolase activity
Source: RefSeq, a predicted model, not a curated record